GUACGUGGUGUUUACGGAAGUUGUCGGAGGAGCUCCUGAGUGUGCUAGACCUACCUCAAAAAAUUCGAAGUUGAUUUCCAUCAAAUGUUUCUUUUCUUGUCAAACAUUCAUUUGUCUCUUGUGAAAAGAUUUAUAUCAGUUUCUCGCCGUUCAAAAAUGCCGCUGAAGUUUGCCGCCAACCUGUCUAUGCUCUUCAAAGAGAUUCCGGACUUAGCCGAAAGAUAUUCUGCAGCCAAGAGAGCAGGUUUCCAGGCUGUUGAAGUUAGCUUUCCUUAUGACUCACCGGUGGAGAAGUUGGUUGAGGUUAAAGAGAGGGAAGGACUGGAACAGGUUUUAAUCAACUCCUUUCCAGGUGAUAUGAAAGCUGGAGAUCUUGGACUUGCAGCUGUACCUGGCAGAGAAAAGGAGUUUCAGGACUCUCUUGAAUUGUCAAUCAAAUACUGUACAUUGCUUCAUUGCAAAAGGAUGCACGUGAUGGCGGGCGUGACACCAGACUGCACAGAGGACGACAGGCCAGCCGUGCACAGAAAAAUGGAGGAAACAUUUAUAUCGAAUCUCAAAUAUGCAGCAGACAGGCUUAGCCAGGAAGGAAUCUUGACCCUCAUUGAGCCAAUCAACACAGUUGUUUCCAAACCUGGCUAUUUCCUCAGCAGGCAAGACCAAGGAGUUGAUAUCAUCAAGAAGGUUGGCCAUCCAAAUUUGAAGUUGCAAAUGGACUUGUUCCAUGUACAGAUGAUGCAAGGCAACAUCACCAAUACAAUCAAAGAGUUCCUUCCCUACAUUGGCCACGUGCAAAUAGCUCAGGCACCCCACCGGAAUGAGCCCAGCGCAGAAGGGGAGGUGAAUUAUGACUUCAUUUUUGCCUUCCUGGAGAGCCUGGGAUAUGAUGGAUGGAUUGGUGCAGAGUAUAAUGCGGCUGAUGGAAAAACCCAGAAUUCACUACAGUGGCUACAGAAGUACAGAUAAUGGAAAAUUGACAUGCUCUUGAUGCUUGCUGCACGUGACGUCACCUGUCUAGCAUGAAUUCACACGGAAACAACAACGCUAUGCAGUGUUUUCAUGGUAUUUAGUUCAGUCCAGAAAACAAAUGGGUAAGAAUGGAUUAUUGAGUGGAUCUGGACCCAAGAAUCUCAUGGAGCUGCACUGGGAAGGAAAUAAUGCUCAAACAAUUUGAGUACAUGUACUCAUCAAAAACUAGUCAAGAACCAGCAACCAGAAAUACACUUUGCAGUACAAUUUUGCCGGUCACCCCUUUUAGGUUGUGCAAGUACUUGGCAAAUCUGGGAACCCAUGUAGCUGUCACAGGUGUGCAUUGCAUGGAAUCGAUUGCUUGCUGGGGAAUUCCAAAUGUGACAGAGCCCUGCAAAAUGAUUCUUAAGGCCACAUUCUUUGGUAAUUGUGUCAAUAGUUGGCAUGAGAUGAGCCAAUUGAACUUGAUUUUUAUGCAUCACCCAUUUUAUCAUCCUGAUAAAAAAAAAGAUAUCAAUGGUGAGAAUGUUCAGAGUUUGUCACUGAAUCCUAUGAUGCAAGAUUUUCUUAAUAAUGGCCUUUGGUUUCAUUUUGUUAAGUUGGUCACAAAUAAUCUUUUCUUACUACUUUUUAUUCCAUAAUGCCAUGAAAGUAAUCACAGGAUCACAGAUAUUUUUCAUUUUUCAAUGAAAGCUGCUCUGCCACAUUUUAUUUCUUUCCCAACAACCGAUUCCCCAAUAUUCUGUUAACACUUGAAUAUUGUGUACAAACAUUCACACUUGACAAACAAGGCUAUGUUAAAUUCAUUGAGCAUGUUCUUUUGAUUUUAUAGAAAAUCAUUAAAUAAAAAGUUCAUCUCCUAACAUACAAUAUAGAGGCACUGAUAAUGUAAAAGAAACCUUUACAUUACGAACAUGAAGAUUUCGGACAUUUUGACCCACAGAGUGGUUUCAAUCAUUUUACGGUUCGUAUCAUAAAACACUAAAUUCCCUAGAAUCUUCAAAAGCCAUUAGAAGGGGGAACGGGGGCUACUUCUCCCCAAACACCCUUGAGUUUUGUUGAGGAUCAUUUGGAUCCCAUAAUUUGGUUGUGCUGUUCACAAAUCCAAGUAGAAUUUCAGCUUGGAAAAACCCUUCACAUAACACUGAUUUUUUUGGGGGGGUGGGGAGGAGAACGAGGAAUCGUGGAACUUGCAUGAAAAGUGGUGUGGGCAGAAUGAACAGCUCAAGGUAUGAGUUGAUGGUACAAUAAAUGGAACUUCUUUUUUUCAAGA
Molecule: messenger RNA, 2242 nt
Organism: Acanthaster planci (crown-of-thorns starfish)
Lineage: Eukaryota; Metazoa; Echinodermata; Asteroidea; Valvatida; Acanthasteridae
Gene: hyi
Product: hydroxypyruvate isomerase (putative)
Biological process (GO): glyoxylate metabolic process
Molecular function (GO): hydroxypyruvate isomerase activity
Source: RefSeq, a predicted model, not a curated record